AUGAGUUAUAGAAAUUCGAAUAAUUUUUCAUAUGACAAACAUUCUGAACAUCAAGAUCGAACAAGUUUAGGUAAACUACGUUCCAAAUAUUGGACAACAAAACAACUUGUAAUUAAAAAGCUUGGCCGAGAAGAAGACGAAUUUGUUAUUGCGUCGGAUGCUGAUGUUGAUGCUAAACUUGAAUUACUUUAUACCAUUAGACGAUCAUGCUAUGAUUUAAUUCGUAUUAUGGAACGGUAUCAAACAAAUGUUCUGUUUCUUUCUCAUGAAGAAACAGAUAUGGCUCGAUUUCUAAAAGAUUACGCACAAACGGAUAAAACACGUGCAGGAAAAAUGAUGGCAAGUGUAUCAAAAGUACUUGCUUAUACAGCUCAACAACGAUUAACUCUCCGACAGCCAUUAUUACGUUUACAUAAUGAAAUUGAAACAUUUCGUCUUCGCGCAGUCACAGAUACAUUAACAACAGUAAAACGUAUGGAAACAGCACGAACAGAAUAUCGUGGCAGUAUUUUAUGGCUGAAAGAUGCAUCAGCACAAGUUGAUCCAGAUAAACAAUUAGAAAAGUUUCGUCGAGUACAAAGUCAAGUGAAAGCAACGAAAAUUGACUAUGACAAAUUAAAAUCGGAUGUUAUACAAAAAAUCGAUUUACUUACAGCUAGCCGAUGUAAUAUGUAUUCACAUGUAUUAGCAGCUUAUCAAAAAAGUUUACUUAACUUUUGGGCUAAAACAUCAAAAAUAAUGUCGGCUGUUGCCGAAUCAUUUCAAGGCUAUCAAUAUUAUGAAUUUACUGUUAUUAAAGAUCUUGUCGAACCGAGUCGAUUAUUAGCUGAGAUGAAUUCGAGUGCAUUUUUGGAUAAGAAAAAACCAGAAGAUGAAAAAGAAGAAAAAGUGAAAAACAACGAAACAAAAACAGAUGAUGCACUUAUUGAUAUCGAUGAUUCAACCAAUAAUUCAAUAGAAAAAGCAUCGGCUGAUGUUACGUCGAAGAAAGAAAUUAUUGAUCUAACUGAACCAAUCAAUGCCUUAAUCGAUAUAUCCGAUGUUCAACUUGAUGAUCAGCUACUUGAAAUCGAAAAACUAACAACCAUUGAUCAAGCUGCAACAGCAGCAGCUGCUGCUAAUACGAAUGCAGAACCAAGUGCAUCCAAUAGUGGAGAUAAUCUUGUUGACUUAUUAGAUUCAUCUGUUGACCACGAUAAAUUAUUUUCCGAUUUACUUUCACCAUUAUCAUCUGAAAUUAAUAAUGAUAAUACCAAUACUGAUCUUCUUGGAUUAAAUCAAACUACUGGUUUUGAUGCUGAUUGGACAGCAGCGUUCGGUAAUCUCUCAACGAAUCAGCAAUAUUUUCCAACGUCUGCUACUCAAGAUAAUACUGGCGCAUCAAAUAACAAUUUUCUUCCAUCAUCUCUUCUCAGUGAAUUAUUAUCAUCAGCAAAUAGAACAAAUAAACCAGCGAUGACAUCAUCAACAGGUCCGAAACCAAAGCCAACGCAAGCAACAACAGGAAAAAAUACAGACAAAUCAAAUUGGUUUAAUUUAUUUGCUGAACUCGAUCCAAUUCAAAAUCCAGAUGCUAUCGGGAAAAAAGCUGGUGAUGAAAAUGAUCGUAGUUGUUAA
Messenger RNA from Rotaria socialis, 1617 nucleotides. The record is from the annotation of a GenBank genome assembly. Lineage: Eukaryota; Metazoa; Rotifera; Eurotatoria; Philodinida; Philodinidae.